Messenger RNA from Theileria equi strain WA, 2316 nucleotides. RefSeq lists its product as hypothetical. Gene Ontology annotation, cellular component: membrane. The record is from RefSeq and is a predicted model, not a curated record. The coding region runs from base 1 to 2316 and encodes 771 amino acids. Lineage: Eukaryota; Apicomplexa; Aconoidasida; Piroplasmida; Theileriidae. Gene Ontology annotation, molecular function: lipase activity. The transcript has a single exon.
AUGCCAUUCCUCUGGGUAUUAUUCCUAUUUAUAAGGCACAGUUUAGCAGAGUCGGAAGAGCCUGGGAAGAGCGAAAAAAACGUCACUCUUGACCUCCUUGCUAUUGAUUCUUCCUUUAUAGAAACUUUUACCAGGAAGCCAUAUGGAAUAAACACAAGGAUACACGUUGCCAAAGAUGGUUACAGGAUACUCUCGGUCUGGGAUGGACAGAGCCUGCUCUGGACCUCCUCCAAUGGCUAUUGCUGUGAUCACGUUUCAGUCGUUAGAUUCAAAGAGAAGAGUGGCUUUUCCACAGCCUUUGUGGCAAGACUAGUAGCCGUCUAUGCCAGUGAUGGUAAAGGUGCAAAGAAGCCACUCUACUAUGAAAAGGAUGGUGAGAAAUGGGAAGCUGUUGAGGAAGAAAAGUUUUACAAGAGUUUUCAUCAUGAGGCACUGAAGACAUCCACAUUGAAGAACCUGGUCUUGAACAUGAGUGGAGAGAAUAAAUCACCUGAAUUCUUGUCCAGUUCUCCGGACUUCCCAUUCCUUGUCUAUGCACCAAAUGUGGGUUACCGCAUUAAAAAGGUGACUUUUGGGACAGCCAUGCGAAUAAGAAAUAACAAGCUUUAUGUGAUGUGGUCAAGAAGCUCAAAGGAUGAGCAUUGCAUUUACGCUUCCUUUUAUCCAAAAAAGGAUCCAAAAGUUGGUUACCUGGUUAUAGAAACCAAGAAUGGUUUGCAGGAGAAGUUUUAUGCUAAGACGGGUACCUUUGGAGGAUGGAGUACUAAGACAAAGGAAGACUACUUGACUAGGCUGAAACAAGCUGGAUUUAAGGAAUCAGGGUUUAACAAUGAGAUUACAACAGAUGUUUUCAACAUGAACAAGAGCAACUUUUACAUCAAGGACCUGGAAUUUCAGGGUAAUUUUGUGCAUUUUUGUACGCCUUGCGUCGGCUUAAGACUACGAUCCAUUGUUGACGAUGACAGUGUCGUAUGGAAAGCCUCUGAAGAAACCGAGCGAUGCACUUUCAUGAACCUAAUUGCUAGAGGUGCAUCAGCUGUUCUUUUUAUUCUUGUUGAGGACCCUGUAAAUGCUCGUAAGGUUUUAUAUUUCAAGAAGGACGUAGGUGGUUGGAGUCCCACUGAUAAAGAUGGCUACUAUUAUGCUCUUACGGAACAGAAUGGUCUAGAUCCUUUACGAAGACUUGAGAAUCAAAAGGUCAUUAUGAGCAGCUUUACAAAUAGGCAAGGCCUAAGGCUCAUCAGUUAUACCUCAAAGGUAGACAAACCAAAAGGCAAUGUCAUUCUUGUCCAUGGUGUUCGUUCCCAUUUCACCUCAGAGUUCUGCGCAUCGAGAACGGAGUGGAACUUCAAACACCUGGGAUUCUCCAUGUUCCAAACUCCAGAUGAUAUAUUCUCACGAGAAACGAAGCAAAGUACCAACAAUAUCGUAUUGUACAGAGAGAUUUUUGAACAUGCCAGACUAGAUGGAAUGGAUGCCUUUGAGGUGACUCCCAGAUAUGACUAUAGGCAUAGCUUUGUAGAAUUUCUAAAUGGGCUUGGUUACAAUGUCUACGGAUUUGACCUGCAGUCUUUGGGCCUUUCUGAAUCCAUCUCAGCACCAAGGUGUCAUGUGACUGCUUUCAAGGACUACAUUUAUGAUCUCUUGCAAUUCAUUAGCAUUGUAAAGAGAGGUAAAUUUGGAGAUCCUAGUGAAACAUGGGAUGAAGAUUUAAUUUAUGGACAGAUCCCAGUGGAUAAAAAGACCUUUCUCAUGGGCCAAUCCAUGGGCGGAAAUAUUGUCUUUCAGGCUAUUCAGAAGUUUUACAGGAAUGCAAAAGAGGGAACAAGACUGGUAGACGGCCUAAUUGUCACCUCUGGAAUGUUUAAUGUGGACAAUUAUUUAAAAGAGUGGAACAAGAUAGCGCAUCUCCUUUUACGCUUUCAUGCAUGGCGGUCACCAGAAAAGACAAAUGCAUAUGAGGGAUUUUUGAAUUAUGGAGAAAUAUUUGAACUCUUCACUAGGUAUCACGAUCCAUUCUUUCACACGAACUGGCUAACAUUCAAGACCACCGUUUCCAUGUUUAGUGCAUGCGAUGAUGUGAAGAAGUCCGAGAAUAUGGUAAACUACCCUAGAAACCUACCAACACUUUUUAUUCAUACUAGAGACGAUUACAUUUGUGGAAUAAAUGGACCAAUUGAUAUACUUGAGCGUAUAGCUAGCUCUGAAUACACAAGACUUAUAGAACUGAGUGGCUCACUUCACUACAUCACAGCCGACCAACCAUUUUUUAUCAUUAAACCACAUAUUAAGGAAUUGCUAGACCAAUACACGUAA